AUGGCAAUAAAAAUCAAUUUUUUACAGUGUUAUAUAGUUUUAACAUUCUUGGUAUUUUUGUUUUUGUUAACAGAAGGAGCACCUCAGAGUGCACUGGUAACUCAACUCCCUGGCUUCACUGGCAAAUUUCAGUCAAAACAUUAUGCUGGGUAUGUUAAUAUAGAUGAAAGUCAUGGCAAGAAUAUGUAUUACUACUUUGUUGAAUCUGAAAAAAACCCAUCCAAGGAUCCAGUUGUUCUUUGGCUUAAUGGUGGACCUGGCUGUUCAAGCUUUGAUGGCUUUGUCUAUGAGCAUGGACCUUUCAAUUUUGAGUUGGGAAAGACAAAUGGUAGCUUGCCUAUUCUGCAUAACAAUCCAUACAGUUGGUCUAAGGUUUCCAAUAUAAUAUAUCUGGACUCUCCUGUUGGUGUUGGAUUAUCUUACUCGAAAAAUAAAUCCGACUAUGAGACAGGAGAUUUAAAGACUGCAUCAGAUACCCAUUCGUUUCUCCUCAAGUGGUUUGAGAUCUACCCGGAGUUCCUCAUGAAUCCAUUUUACAUAACUGGAGAGUCUUAUGCUGGAAUAUAUGUGCCAACUCUGGCUUCUGAAGUAGCAAAAGGUAUUGAUGCUGGAGUAAAGCCUGCAAUCAACUUCAAGGGUUACAUGGUGGGAAAUGGCGUGACAGAUGAGAAAAUAGACGGUAAUGCUCUUGUUCCAUUUCAACAUGGUAUGGGCCUCAUUUCAGAUAAAUUAUUCGAGGAAGUCACUGUCGCGUGCCAUGGAAAUUUCUAUGAACCAGGGAGUCAGAAUUGUAAAGACAAGCUUAAUGAAAUUGAUCAGGAAGUUAAUGAUCUAAACGUGUAUGACGUUCUAGAACCAUGUUACCACAACACCGAACCUAGUGCAAUCACCAAUGAUAACUCAAGAUUGCCAAUGAGCUUUCGUAAACUAGGUGAGACAGAAAGGCCUCUUCCUAUCAGAAAGAGAAUGUUUGGCCGUGCUUGGCCUUUUAAAGCUCCAGUAAGAGACGGACUUGUCCCAACUUGGCCGGAGCUUCUCAAUGAGUUAACCGUCCCUUGCACUGACGAUCGUGUUUCUAGUGUGUGGCUAAACAAUGAAGAUGUUCGUAAAGCAAUUCAUGCUGAACAAACAACGGUUAUAGGUCCCUGGGAGCUAUGCACGGACAGCAUAACUUUCAGUCACGAUGCUGGAAGCAUGAUUCCGUAUCACAAAAACCUCACAGCUCAUGGAUAUCGAGCACUCAUAUACAGUGGGGAUCACGAUAUGUGUGUACCACACACUGGUUCAGAAAAAUGGACAAGUUCACUUGGAUAUCCAAUCGUGGAUAAAUGGAGGCCUUGGUAUGUGAACGAACAAGUUGCAGGUUACACACAAGGUUAUGCAAACAACCUCAGUUUUCUGACUAUUAAGGGAUCUGGACACACCGUGCCUGAGUACAAACCACAAGAGGCGUUGGCGUUCUACGCCCGGUGGCUAGAGAGCAAGAAGAUAUGAUAAUGAAGACUAAAUUAGUAGACAUUGUUAAGUCCAAUUAUUUCAGAGAUUUUUAUUUCUCCCUUAACAGGAGAAAAGAAGGGAGAAUGAUAUUGGAUUUUUAC
This is a messenger RNA of Solanum tuberosum (potato), 1598 nucleotides long. RefSeq names its product serine carboxypeptidase-like 20. Bases 1 to 1494 code for a protein of 497 amino acids. The record is from RefSeq and is a predicted model, not a curated record. NCBI's taxonomy places the organism in Eukaryota, Viridiplantae, Streptophyta, Magnoliopsida, Solanales, Solanaceae. The transcript is spliced from 14 exons. Gene Ontology annotation, biological process: proteolysis; secondary metabolic process. Gene Ontology annotation, molecular function: acyltransferase activity, transferring groups other than amino-acyl groups; serine-type carboxypeptidase activity.